Molecule: messenger RNA, 2091 nt
Organism: Carica papaya (papaya)
Lineage: Eukaryota; Viridiplantae; Streptophyta; Magnoliopsida; Brassicales; Caricaceae
Source: RefSeq, a predicted model, not a curated record
CUUCCUGUCUACUCUACCCUCUACUCGUCCCAACACGACACAGCGCCAAUUCGGUAACUGACGCCCACAACAAAAGCGAAGUACCCCCCACCCCCGACAUAAUCACACGACUUACCUGCACGAUUCUCGUGUCCUGAUAUUCUUCCGUUUUAUUUACUGCGUGCUUUUGGAUCUUUGGACCAAAACGGUUUCAUUUUUGGUUGGGGGAUCAUUCCCUUCCCUCUUAGAUCUAGCUGAUAAUACCUGUCUCUCUCCGGUCGUUCAUUUCUAUUCCGUUCGGGUAUACUACAGGAUGCUCUUAAUAGCUGUUUAGAGUUGUGUAUGCAAGUGUUGAUUUCUUAAGGGACGCUACUAUCUGUCUGUGUUGCAGAAGUUAGAGCAUCAGAGUUUAUUUACCUGAAUACCGUUAUAUUAAGUCUUAUUGGAAGCACAUUCGCAUAACCAAAUUAAUGUUAGUCGGGUACUUGUUGGAGUUAUAAAUGCGUCUGAGAAUGGUAUUAUGAUGGCAGCAGCUGAAGCAAGAGCCUUGUGGCAGAGGACAGCUAAUCGUUGCUUUGUUCAAGAAGAUGCCAAAAGAGCUCCUAAAUUAGCUUGCUGUCAGUCCUCAGCUGCAUCAGCUAAACAGGUCGAAUCAGGACCUUCUGGAGCAGCGGAUUUGCCUGAUCAGUCUGUUGCAGGUUUCAUGCCUCUUAAUCGAAAUCCUUCAUAUGCCAAUCUACCUUCUGAUGCAAGGUGGUGGCUUCAGCUGCAACCUGACUAUGGAUUUCAAAAGGGUUUGACCUCUGAACAGUUAAAUACCUUGGAAGCAAAGAUGGAUACUUUAAGAACUGACUUUGAAAACUCUUCCUCUAAAGACAAGAGUGGUUUGCACCCUGAGGCCGAAGGAGAGGGUUCUCAUCUUGAUAAUAAGAAUAAUGGUGAGUGUACCCCCAAUGUGCAUUCCAGGAACUCUGCUGUUUGUGCAAAGCACAUUCCUAAAAUUGGAGAGAAUGUAAAAGCCCUACAAUGCGAAAACAUGCAAGAAUUACUUGAAGUUAUGGAUACAAAGGAGAACUAUGAGCUCAUGGGGGUUGAUUCUAUUGGAUGUUCAGUUUCCAAAAAGGCCAAUGAUUCCUCUUUUGAUCCAGAGGCUCCUUGGGUUUGUAGUGAGAAGACUGAACCAUGGUGGCGAACCACAGAUAAGGAUGAACUAGCCUCCUUGGUUGCGCAAAAGUCUCAUGAUUAUAUUGCAAACUGUGAUCUUCCUCCACCACAGAAGAUGCACACUCGAAAAUACCCAUAUGGAAAUUCUCUGGGUUUUGAUCGUAAUGAAUUGUCACCUUUUAAUCAGAAGUCCAAAGCGCAUUGUAUGUCUACUCCGAUCAUUCAGUCACAGGGCUCUUCUGACCUUGUGAGAACAUUAGGGAGACAAAGAGUUGCACUUGAAGAUGGGCACACAGUUCAUGGUUCUGAGCAAUCAUUCAGCACAAGCCAAAAGGAUUCUACAGAAACACAAGUUUCUGAGAAUGAUGUCAGCAAGGCUCAGCUUUUAGAAGCACUACGCCAUUCUCAAACAAGGGCUAGGGAAGCUGAGAAAGCAGCAAAACAAGCCUAUGCUGAGAAGGAGCACAUUAUAAAACUCUUCUUCAAACAAGCCUCACAACUUUUUGCCUAUAAGCAGUGGUUCCAACUAUUGCAACUAGAAGCACUUUAUCACCAGAUCAAAAAUAAUGACCAGCCAAUCCCCAGUCUGUUUCCAACGGCUUUUCCAUGGAUGCCUUGCAAAGUUAGGAAACUGCAAAAAGGCUGGCAAAAGUCUAAGAAGGCUAAGCGAGCAAAGCGAAGCCGGCCAAGUCCUGAUGUUACAAAGUAUGCUGUGGCAUUUGCAUUGGGAUUGAGUCUUGUUGGUGCUGGAUUGCUUUUGGGAUGGACUGUGGGAUGGAUGUUGCCUUUGUAGUCUGUAAGAAUUUGAAGCAAAUCCCCUGCUUACUGUGCAGAUUGAUUUAGAAAUGAGUAAGAUUUAAUUCCCAUGUGUAUGUAUUUUGCUAGAUCUCAUAUUAUGUUUUCAGAAGUUUGUGGAUAAAAGAUGUUAUGAGCUGUUGAUUUUGUAUA